This is a messenger RNA of Geodia barretti, 900 nucleotides long. The record is from the annotation of a GenBank genome assembly. NCBI's taxonomy places the organism in Eukaryota, Metazoa, Porifera, Demospongiae, Tetractinellida, Geodiidae.
AUGACCGAGACACUGAUAACCGAUGAAGUUCGUGCCUUGGUCGGCACAGAGACCGAAUCCGAGCGGAACCGGUUCCCCAUCAGCGAGGAAAUGGCUUUCGACGUGGCCGAUGCCAUUGAGGAUGCCAAUCCGUUGUACCAGGACGCCGUGCACGCCAGCAAGUCUCGGUUUGCCGGAAUCCUGUGUCCUCCUCUGGCAACAUGGAAGGAUAUCGGUCCCCCAAUCGGUUACUUUGGGGCGGGCCAGGAAUCCCAUUUUCAGGUUCCGCUGCCGUUCAACAGUUACGGCCUUAACGGGGGCAGCGACUGGCAGUUUCUCAGGCCCGCUUAUGCCGGCAACUGGAUUACUCGACAAUUCAAGAUCCUGGAUAUAUUCGAGAAACAAGGUCGGUCUGGUUUGCUGGUCUUCGUUGUGAGGCAGGAAACCCAGACCAACCAAUUGGGACAGGUCAUCAGCCUCGCCAAACGAGUCAGCAUCCACCGCAGUCUUCCAGAACAGGCAGGGGUUGAUACGGAGAGGCCAGGGGAUGCGCCACAGUUACAGACUGUUCCGGUUGCCCCACCAGGCGCAGACUCGAUUUUGCCCAAGCCCUCACCUGUUUCGAUGGCCCAGCGCCACUUCGAGGACGUUUCGGUUGGUGAUAUUCUGCCACCUGUAGUUAAGGGGCCGAUGACUACGUCCCACCUGGUGCGCUGGGCGGCGGCCAACGGCAACUACGCUCGUAUUCACUGGGACCUUCCUUUCGCCCAGCUGGAACAAGGUUUGGCCAACGUGGUUGUCAACGGUUCGCUGAAGAACCAGUACCUGGGACAACUGAUGAUUGACUUUGCAGGCGAAAAGGUUGGUUCAAGCGUUUAUUUGUGCAACACCGGGGAAUGGAUUAUCCGGGCGAUGUUUUGA